AUGCAGGACAUCGUCUACGAGCUGAACAAAGUGGGGGCGGAGCUUGCCAAGAAGGCGGCCGCUGAGGUGACGAAGGAGGAGCCGCACAAGCCUCGCUUUGUGGCCGGUGCCAUUGGCCCCACGAGCAGGACGCUGUCCGUGUCUCCCAGCGUCGAGGACCCGUCUUUCCGCAACGUGACGUGGGACGAGCUGGUCGAUAGCUACAAGGAGCAGGUCAAGGGCUUGGUCGAUGGCGGCGUGGACAUCGAAGAUACCAUCUUCGACACCCAGAACUCGAAGGCGGCGAUCUUCGCGGUGGACGAGUAUUUCAUAGAGACGGGCAAGGAGCGUCUGCCGGUCAUGCUGAGCGCCACCAUCGUGGACAACAGCGGCCGCACCCUGUCCGGCCAGACUAUCGAGGCGUUCUUCGUGAGCGUGAAGCAUGCCAAAGCGUUCACUGUAGGUAUCAACUGCGCGCUCGGGGCUGCGCAGAUGAAGAAGUUCUACAAGACGCUCGUGGACAUGAACCCUGGGUGGUGCCACGUCUACCCCAACGCCGGCCUUCCGAACGCGAUGGGCGGCUAUGACGAGGACCCAGAAAUCUUCUCCACGAACAUCUACGACUAUGCCAAGGACGGUUUGUUGAAUUUCGUUGGUGGAUGCUGCGGCACGUUCCCGUCGCACAUCGCCGCAGUGGCCAAGAAGGUGAAGGAUUGCCCGCCGCGUAAGCUUCCUGAGCUGCCUAAGUACCCAUCCAUGCAGCUGUCGGGCUUAGAGCCUUGCAUCCUGGCAGAGGACAGCGGGUUCCAGUGGGUUGGCGAGCGCUGUAACUUGAUGGGCUCGGCCAAAUUCAAGAAGCUCGUCGACGCCUACAAGUGGGACGAGGCCAUGGAAGCGUGCCUGGCCCAGUGCGAGAAGAAGGCCGACAUCCUGGACUUCAACUUCGACUCUGACCUGAUCGAUGGCCAGUCGGCUAUGGGUAAAUUCAUGCGCCUGUGCGUCACCGAGCCAAACGUAGCGAGACUGCCAUUCAUGAUCGAUUCUUCCAAGUGGCCUGUGAUAGAGGAGGGCCUCAAGUGUGUCCAGGGCAAGAGCAUCGUAAAUUCAAUCUCCCUGAAGGUCGGUGAGGAGGAGUUCCUGAGACAGGCGAAGCUGUGCAUGCGCUACGGUGCUGCCGUGGUUGUCAUGGCAUUCGAUGAGCAGGGCCAGGCAGCCACGCUGGAAGAUAAGGUGCGCAUCUGCCAGCGCAGCUACAAGCUGAUGCGUAGGAAGCUUGACUUCCCCCCUGAGGAUAUCAUAUUCGACUGCAACGUGCUCACCAUCGCGACUGGCCUUCCUGAGCACAACUCCUACGGCAUUGACUUCAUCAACGCGGUCGCAGAGAUCAAGCGCACGUGCCCUUGCGUCUCGUUUAGCGGGGGCCUCAGCAAUUUGUCCUUCUCUUUCCGCGGCCUCAACUCGGUCCGCGAUGCCAUGCACACCGUCUUCCUGUACCACGCGAUCCCGAAGGGUCUCAACAUGUCCAUCGUGAAUCCCGGCGGCCUGCCGCGGUACUGCGACAUUGACGAGAAGACCAGAGCGUUGUGCGAGGAGGUGAUUUUGAACAAGUCCUCUGAUGGCAAACACGUGGAGCGUUUCCUCGAGUUCGCAGAGCUCGUCAAGAACCCGCCCAAGGGUGCUGGUGCGGCCCCCGGCGAAGCCGCGGGAGGCAACACAGGCAAGGACGCGUGGCGCAACGGAACCUACACCGAGCGCCUGCACCACGGACUGAUCAAUGGCAUCGACAAGUUCAUCGAUGGAGACGUGGAGGAGGCCCGCGCGGACCUGAAGGUGCCUCUGCAUGUCAUCGAGGGGCCGCUGAUGCAGGGCAUGGGCAUCAUCGGCGACCUCUUCGGCGCGGGCAAGAUGUUCCUCCCGCAGGUCAUCAAGAGCGCCCGCGUGAUGAAGAAGGCGGUGGCUUACCUGACACCCUUCAUGGAGGAGGAGAAGCGCGCAGCGGCCCUCGCAAACGGAGAAGACCCUGACCAGCCGAAGUGGAACGGAGUUGUGCUGAUGGCGACCGUAAAGGGCGACGUGCACGACAUCGGCAAGAACAUCGUUGGCGUUGUCUUGGGCUGCAACAACUACAAGGUGAUCGACAUGGGAGUUAUGGUUCCUUGCGAGAAGAUCCUGGAGAGGGCGGUCCAGGAGAGGGUUGAUGUCAUAGGCCUGUCUGGUCUUAUCACGCCCUCGUUGGAUGAGAUGGUGUACGUGGCUGAGCAGAUGCAAGCCAAGGGGCUGAAGAUGCCGCUCAUGAUCGGAGGAGCUACCACAUCGAAGCGCCACACAGCCGUCAAGCUCGCGAAGAAGUACGAUAAUGGCGUCAUCCACGUGCUGGACGCUUCUCGGAGCUGCACUGUGGUGAGCAGCGUCCUGUCCAGCGAGAAGCAGAAUUACCUGGAAGACAUCAAGGAUGAGUACACCGAGAUACGGGAUGAAUAUUACGCUACCCUGAUCGAUAAGAAGUGGAAGACCCUGGCAUUUGCGCAGGAGAAGAAGCCCAAGAUAGACUGGUCGAAGAUCCCACCGAAGCCCAGCUUCCUUGGGAACCUCUGCAUCAAGAAUCACCCGAUAACCGAGCUCAUUGAGUACAUCGAUUGGACUCCCUUCUUCCAGGUGUACCAGCUUCGAGGCAAGUACCCCAACCGCGACUACCCCGCUAUCUUCAAGGACGAGCGCGUAGGGCCGGAGGCCAAGAAGCUGUUCGCAGAGGCCAAGGAGAUGCUCGACUGGAUAGUUAAGGAGGACAUUCUGAAGGCCACUGGUGUGGUGGGCAUCUGGCCAGCAAAUUCAGUGGGCGACGACAUCGAGGUCUACUCCGACGACGAGCGCACCACAGUUUCGUGCAAGUUUUACGGCCUCAGGCAGCAGCUAGAUAUGGGAGAAUCCACGUACUGGUGCCAGAGCGACUUCAUCGCCCCGAAAGGUGAGGCCCCCGACUACAUCGCAGCGUUCGCGAACACUGGAGGUUUGGGCUGCCACGAGCAAAGGAAGAUCUUCGAGGACAAGGGCGAGAUUGACAAGGCCAUCCUCCUCGAGGCGCUCGCAGACCGCCUGGCCGAGGCCUUUGCAGAGCUGAUCCAUCUGAAGAUCAGGACCACGCUGUGGGGCUACGCGCCAGAUGAGAAACUGUCCCUGGAGGAUCUGCUGAAGGUGCGGUACCAGGGCAUCCGGCCCGCUCCCGGCUACCCCUCACAGCCGGACCACCGCGAGAAGAAGACGAUGUGGGACCUCCUGGACAUAGAUCGCCUGACAGAGGGCGAGCUGACCCUCACGGAGUCGUACAUGAUGCUGCCCGGCGCCUCGGUCUCGGCGCUGGUGUUCGCCCACCCAGAGGCGAAGUAUUUCUCCGUGGGCCAGGUGAACAAGGACCAGGUGGAGUCGUACUCGGCGCGGCGCGGCGAGGGCGGCGUCGAGGGCACCGAGCGGUGGCUCGGCAGCACCGUCCUCGGGUACGAGAAGAAGUCCGCGAACGUCUUGGAGGCAGGUGCCGAGAUCGAGAAUGAGGUGGGCCUGCCCGGGCAGUGCCCGAGCCUGCCCAGGCAGUGCCCGAGCCUGCCCGGGCAAUGCCCGAGCUUGCCCGGGCAUUGCCCGAGCCGGCCCGGGCAGUGCCCGAGCCGGCCGGCCCGGGCAGUGCCCGAGCCGGCCCGGGCAGUGCCCGAGCCUGCCCGGGCAGUGCCCGAGCCUGCCCGGGCAGCGCCCGAGCCUGCCCGAGCCAGCCAAGAGAGCCCAGCCAGCCGCCCCAUGCCCGACAUUCCAAAAUACGAUUGCCCCGAGCCGCCCGAGCCGCUUCUGCGCAACAUCACGCGGUGGAGCGACCUGCCGUUCGUGCAGCAGUCCAGCCAGCAGAUCGCCUCACUGGUGCUGCUCGUUAUCAAUUCCGUGCUGCUGCCGGAGCUUAUUCAUCGGAUGGCCUCCGCCGUCAGGGAGCACAGGCACUCCAGGGCGGAGAUACUCCAGCUUCACCUGAAUUUUGUUUUUCUUGGAAUCAACACCUUGCUUAUCCCCCUGACGGGCUACAGCAUUAUCGAGAUCGCGAAAGUCUAUUUCCAGCAUCCCUUCCGGAAUGCUUGGUGGCAGGAGGGGCGAACAACGAGUCGCUUCUCGGUUGGGCCUGGCUCCAGAUCGGCGAGGGAUGCGCGUUUCAUACGUUUCGGAACACGAAGUGGUCGUUUUUCUUGCGUUACAUCAUGA
Messenger RNA from Prorocentrum cordatum, 4212 nucleotides. The record is from the annotation of a GenBank genome assembly. Lineage: Eukaryota; Dinophyceae; Prorocentrales; Prorocentraceae.